Messenger RNA from Cylicocyclus nassatus, 2199 nucleotides. The record is from the annotation of a GenBank genome assembly. NCBI's taxonomy places the organism in Eukaryota, Metazoa, Nematoda, Chromadorea, Rhabditida, Strongylidae.
AUGCAGUCACCUGCAGUCACCCGCAUAGAAGCCGUAAUCAAUACAAGACCGUUGGUAAAAUUACCUUCAACGGACAUCUCGGAUAUACCACUUCGGCCCGUCGACUUUCUACAGGGAAACCUGGCGUACAGCAUACCGAAUGUCGGCUUGUCCACGGAACGCGACAACUCGUAUGAUCCUGACCUAAUUCAAACUGCGCUACAAGCAAGAGAAGCUUUGGAAUAUUCAGAGACCGUAGCCAACAAAUUCUGGGAAAGGUGGAAUACCGAGUACCUGACAAUGCUUCGUGAAAUUCAGCAAUCCGAACUUCGUCAAUCCAGACAUACCGCCCUAAGAGACCCCAUCGUCGGUGAGAUAGUCUUAAUACAACAAGAUUUCAUACCACGCAAUUGGUCUUACGGCAAAAUCGUUGAACUUUUGCGAAGCCAGGACGGUCAGGUUCGAUCUGUCAAGUUACAGCUACCGAACAGGCACAUUCUACAUCGUCCACUAACGAAAAUCUAUCCGUUAGAGCUUAGAAACACACCAAUCAACGACAAUCCCAUCGAAGAAAUACAAGAUAAUGCUCCAGAAACAGCGAUGAGACCUCUACGGCAAGCUAGAGUAAGAACUCUACAAGCAAUUCAAGAGUUUGAAGAAAGUUUAGAGGAGACUAACACACCACGCGCUUCCCAAUACAUCAGUUUAGGAACAUAUCCACUCUUACUCACACUUUUCCUAACCAUCAUAAGCGCGGCAAAUGCAACGCAAAGCGCACUGCAUUGCCUUAAUGGUACAGUGAAUAUAACUUCACCGAAAGAGCAGUUCGAGCUUUGCAUAGCGCAAUCAGAUGUCAUCAAGCAGGGUCUUGCACAGAACAAAUAUGCGCGAACCUCAAAGCUAAUGGAACGGUACAGGAGCUUGAGCGUCAACACGCAGAAGAAUAUCCAGGGUACUCAGGAUGUGAAAGAGCCUGUGGGUAGCAUCCAAACAGAUGAUAUUGCUACCCUAUGUAACACAAAAGAAAUCGAGUUCACAGCCAUAUCAGUGCACAAACCGGCACUCCCCGUACUUCAAAGGCGCUUCGCUAUCUCUAACAAUACCGUAUUAGCAAUUCCAGAAGGCUAUAAACUACCGGUCGAAUGUUCAUCCCCAGCUAAUGCAUUGUCAGACUUCAGAUCCUGUGCAAAUCGCAUGAUAUGUGCAUGCAGAGGAACAAACCCGCCAACCCGAUGCGAUUGCCCAAAUGAGAACAUACAGGAUAUCAAAGCAGAUGCAUCAAACAAGCUGCCUACAAUAACACCAUUCUCACAAACAUUCGUCUAUGAUAACAGCAUCGUGACAAGUACACAGGAGGCUGAGGUCACAAUAAAAAUCGAGUCGAAACUGCUCUUAGACUCGGGGCAUUACACGUUAGAUCAGGAAUGCCAAGCCUCAGUCACUAAUGUGACAGGAUGUUACGACUGCCAAGAAGGCGCAACUAUAUCCAUAUCAUGUCUAACCGAAAUCGACGCUUGGCUGACCAUAAGAUGCGGUGCGCACACUUUCCCAGUCGAAUGCGGCGCAAAAACCAUGCAAUCAAAAGUUAUAUUGGAUUACGAUCGCGCUAUCGUAGAGGAGAAAUGCACAGCAGCUUGUAAGGGAAAACAGAUCGAAAUUGAUCUAGCGGGCCACCUCGAAUACAUGCCCAAACACUUGGAGGCGCCGUCGUUUGAGACUGAUGGGGACUUCACAUGGCAUCAGAAACUGGACUGGUUUAGCGAUAUCAAAAUACCAGACCUUAAGCCACUUAUGAAAUUGGUAGCGCAACACUGGAAACUAACUCUGGCAACGGACCAUGGAGCAAAAGAUCGACUUCCUCCUUCAAUCAUUCGAACAGCGCAUGGAAUCCACUGUCCAGAGAUUGGAGGUACGUCUAAGAUCAUACGAUCAGGCGCUCGACACGCUUCUAGACCGUUCAAAGCCACGCUCCAACUGCGCCUUCUGCCCCUACGAGGACAAUCGCGACGCUCACCCCACGGGAAGAUGCUUAAGAUACCCCGACGCAGUGGCAAGAGCGGUGCAGGCCAACGUUUUGGGCCUUUGCAACAAGUGCCUACAACCACGCCAUGGCCAGGACUGUGGAGUGAAGUGCUCCAUUUGCACCGCGGACCACAACAUGCUCCUGUGCCCGUCGCGUGGCACAUCCAACGCUUGCAAGCGCAGAAAGAUUUGAAUUGA